Pelmatolapia mariae (spotted tilapia) is the source of this 2352-nucleotide messenger RNA. It is a transcript of the gene esrp1, whose product is annotated as epithelial splicing regulatory protein 1. The transcript is spliced from 16 exons. Bases 1 to 2352 code for a protein of 783 amino acids. The record is from RefSeq and is a predicted model, not a curated record. Gene Ontology annotation, molecular function: mRNA binding. Lineage: Eukaryota; Metazoa; Chordata; Actinopteri; Cichliformes; Cichlidae.
AUGACGGCGCAGGUAGACUACCUGGUGGUGUUUUUCACCGCCACAUCUGGCGCGAGCGGAGAUCUCCUGGGGUCUGACGAGAAGGAGCUCGUGCAGUUGGUUUGGCAGCUCGUGGAUGUAAAGAACAAAAAGUUGGGCAAGGUGAAUGAGCUCCUCAUAAAGCCUGACCUCUCAGACUUGACAGAAGAAAAAGAGGAGGAGGAUGUGGUGGAGGAGAGCGUGGAACAGGAGAAUGGAUCUGGAGCAGACUGUGUGUACAAAGCACCGAGCGUUGAUAAAGCUUUAAACAUGUUUCAUCUGCAACUGACAAAUGAGGUGAACAGCGCGGGCGCAGGCACGUCGGUGUGUUUGUGUACAGACGGGCAGCUUCACAUCCGCCAAGUGAUUCACCCCGAGGCCGCAAGCAAGAACAUCCUGGUCCCAGACUGUUUCCACUCUUUCUUUGACCUUCGGAAGGAGUUCAAGAAGCACUUCCCCGCUCCUGACCUCAAAGCUCUGAAUGUCCACAUCAUGGCCGAGUCUCUUAGUAUACCUGUUGAUGUGCCCACCAUGUGGGACCCCUCUGCCACACCGGAUCCAUCGGUCCCUUUGCCUGCAGAAGCAGCCACACAGCAACUUCAGCUUAUGUCCAGCGUUGUCCUGGCACUGCUAUCCGAGCCGUUUUGCCACACGUUUUUGAACCCCGAGAGAGUUAGUGAGAAGUUCGAGAGCGGCACUUGCAGUAAAAUGGAGAAAGUGUGCGACAACACGGUGAUCCGAGCCAGAGGAUUGCCGUGGCAGUCUUCUGACCAGGAUAUCGCUCGAUUCUUCAGAGGCCUCAACAUCGCCAAAGGAGGGGUUGCGUUGUGCCUGAAUGCUCAAGGGAGGAGGAAUGGAGAAGCUCUGGUUCGCUUUGUGAGCGAGGAACACAGAGAGCUGGCGUUGCAGAGACACAAACACCACAUGGGGAAUAGAUAUAUAGAGGUUUAUAAAGCAACAGGAGAAGACUUCCUGAAGAUAGCAGGAGGUACGUCUCAUGAGGUAGCAAUGUUCCUGUCCCGCGAGGACCAGAUCAUAGUGAGGAUGCGAGGCCUCCCUUUCACCGCCACGCACGAGCAGGUGCUCGCCUUCUUCUCACCAGAGGAUGAACUUAAAGAGACGUGUCCCGUCAGCGGGGGAAAGGACGGCAUCCUGUUUGUUCGCUACCCAGAUGGACGUCCCACUGGCGACGCGUUUGUUUUAUUCUCCUGUGAAGAACAUGCUCAGUGCGCCUUGAGGAAACACAAGGAAAUCCUGGGGAAAAGAUAUAUCGAGCUUUUUAAGAGUACGGCAGCAGAGGUGCAGCAGGUGCUAAACAGGUACUCAUCAACCCCUCUGAUCUCCGUGGCCCCUGCCCCUCUGAUGCCUGUGCUGCCCACGGUGUCUCUUCUGCCCCCUCCUGGUGGAGUGAGAGACUGCCUGCGGCUGAGAGGGCUGCCGUACACGGCGAGCAUAGAGGACAUCCUCACCUUCCUGGGCGAGUUUACACAGGAUAUCAGACCGCAUGGAGUGCACAUGGUCCUCAACCAGCAGGGUCGUCCGUCAGGUGACUGCUUCAUCCAGAUGACAUCAGCUGAGCGAGCGCUCCAGGCUUCGCAGCGGCUUCACAAGCAUGUGAUGUCCAGCCAGCGUGGGGCAAACAGCCGCUACGUGGAGGUGUUUCCCUGCAGCGCAGAGGAGAUGGGCCUCGUGCUGAUGGGAGGCUCGCUCUCGCACACGCAUACACACACACACACCCGGAGCAGGAGUGGGACAGGGCUCAGCCCGCCGCCAUGUAAGUCAAGACGUUUAUCGCCACCAUCCUAUUCCUUCACGCCUGCUCCACCUGUCCUGCCUCCAGAGGCUGCUGCUGCUCUCUACCCUCCCAUUGGGCAGGUGGUGCUGGCUCCUCGCCCCCUACCACCAGGACAUGCCUACUACCCCGCCUCAGCUCAGCUAUACAUGAACUACGCAGCCUACUACCCCAGUCCACCUGGCUCACCUAACACCUUAGGUUUCUUCCCCUCCCCCUCCUCCAUUGCCUCGCCGGGAGGCCUGGUGCGUAUGCCCGGUCUGACCUACAACAGCAACGGAGUCAAAGAGCUCAUAAAUGCAGUGCAGGGUUACCAGUAUGCUCCCGAGGAUGCUUUCAUGCACGCCCACGGGCCCGUGCACACUCAUGACCCGACCAGGACAUUGCUUACGCAGCCCAAAGAAUGGAAUCCUGCAGAGUCUGUUUCCCUCCUGAGCAGCAGUCUGAUUGGUCAGUGCAGCUCAAGUGAGGCUCCUCUUAUGUCACUACCUGCUCUCAUGACCAAGCCAGGGGGGCAGUAUUUGGAUUUGACCCUGCUCUAG